GACAAACCCUCAUGAAUAUUGGAGGGAAAGAUGCAUUCACCUGUAAUUAUGAUGAGCCUGCUGUGAAGUCACCUCUGAACCACAGAGGAACGUUACAAAUGCCUUCAGGAAUGUCAAGUGAUGCCAAAACAGAAGGAAGAAAUCUACAAAUAUGUUAAGGUCAGUUGAGGGUUUUGGGCAUGAAGGAAUUAUUGUAUUAAUGUUGCUGGAUUUCAUAUGGCUGGGAUUUUCGGUGUUUGGUGUUAAUAACCUGCUCAAACAGUACAUUUAAACGAGGCGCUAGGGCUUUAAAUGGCUCCUUGAACCCCCGGGCACCCAGUUAAUAAACACCCACGUCAGCACAGCGCUCCAGUCGAUCUAGCCGGGUUUCGGUCUUUAGGGCUGAGCAGGAAGUGCCUGACUGUGGACCCCGGACGAGAAAAAAAGAGAAGCAAAGGGAAAAAGGCAAAAAUAAUAAAAAAAAUGGAUAUGGUGGCGGACUUGGGGGCGAGUAGACUCUAUCGGGCGCCGGGUGAAUCAAGUCACCAGCAGCCUCAGAGGUGGUUCAACACCGCUGACAUCACAGUGGCUCACCAAAGCAACCUGCUGAAGCAGCUCAACCAACAGCGCCGACAGGAGCUUUUCUGUGACUGCAGCGUGCUGGUUGAGGGCCAGCUCUUCAGGGCCCACCGCAAUGUCCUGUUCGCCAGCAGUGGCUACUUCCGCAUGCUGCUGUCCCAGGGUCCCGAGGGACUGUCUGAUUCUGUCAACGCCACCUUCGAUGUCUUCAGCCCAGAGACGUUCACCGUCAUCCUGGAUUUCAUCUACUCCGGCCAGCUGGACCUCUCCAGUCACAAUGUGAUUGAGGUGAUGUCUGCAGCCAGCUACUUGCAGAUGAACAACGUCAUCAACUACUGCAAGAACUUCAUCAAAUCCUCCUUGGACAUCAGUGUGAAAGACGAAGACAGCGACCGAUGCCUCAGCUUGUCUGAGACCUGCAGUUUCACCAGCGGAGCAGCAGAAGAGACUGCAGAGCAGCAGCAGCAAGGCCCCAGCUCUGUGAGCCCACCGCCAGCACUCUGGACGCGGGACAACUCCAGAUCCCAGUCCGCCUUUAUGGGGAAGGACUCAGACCAGGACGCAUCUGCCUCAGCCCUGAACACUAACCCGAGCAGCCCUGCUAAUGAGCUAAACACAGAGGCAGAGGACCUGCAGGACCCUCACGACCCUUUGUACACCUUGCCCGGAUCAGAGCGCCGGAGAGGUAAAGGGGGAACCAAGAGAAGAGCACCCAGCAAUCGCUCCAACCAGCACGAAGAUUUGGACAUCCAGGAGGCGAGGACACAAAAGGCUGAGAAGGCAGAGGAGCUGUAUGCUACUCUCCCAUCUAUUGUGGGGGUUAUUGAACACUUUAAUAAAGACUCCAACCCUAUAAUGCGCUUCAAGUGCCCCUUUUGCACUCACACAGUGAAGAGGAAGGCAGACCUGAAGCGUCACUUGCGCUGUCACACUGGGGAGAGGCCGUACCCCUGUCAGGCCUGCAAUAAACGCUUCACUCGUCUGGAGCAUCUUCGGAGUCAUUUUGAAACGAUCCAUCAGGCCAGGAAGCUGGUGUGCAGAAAGUGUAAGUGUCAGGUGACAGAGGACACUGGGCAUGUGGUGUGUGAGGGCACACGACGCUACCGCAUGUGCACUGCAUGCAUCCAGGAAGUGGGUUGUGACAAUAUCCCCAUAGACAGUCUAGAAGGAACCAAUGAGGUGCCGGCCCUGUUACUGGGAGUGGAUGGGGAGGAAGAAGGGGACACCAAGAGGAGCUGGAUGGUAACCGACGACGACGACCUGGCUGAAGACUCGGGUGCCGACCUCAUCAUCCAGCAAGUGGAUGACAGUGACGAGGAGCUGCAGUGAAAUGGAACCAAAGUGUGUGUGUGUGUGUGCUGAAGCCAUGCGAGAGUAUUUCUGCAUAAUAUAUGUGAUCCACUGAUGUAAAUACACACAUUUAUGAUAUAUUAGUUGUCUAUUAGUUCAAUGCGACUGAUUAAUCUUUACUUUCAAUGGGAAUGUUGACUUUUGUGACAACAUGGAAUGCUUUUUGUUAACCCUCAUAAAGAUAUGCAGUAUCCAAAGCAUGCAUAUUCAGUGUUUCCUUUGUUCCAAUUCUGCUCUUUCAAAGAUAUCUUUUUUCAUGCAUGAAAGAACAUCUUUGUUACUUUUUGAGACUGUGUACUUUGAUAAAAGCUUGCAUUUGAGUAAAACGAGUUGACAAAGACAUAAUAAUGACUCUGCUCUUUCCCUACUUCCUGUAGGUAAAGUUAAGAGCAGAAUCAGUGUCUCACAGCUGCAGUGCUCAUGCUGAUUGCGUUUGAUUAUGAUAUGCACUAUGAUAUGAAGCCAAUUAUUAUUUAUUUGUUAUGUUGUUUUGUUUUUGUUUUUUUUACUUUUUGACACAUUAAAGAUAUUUUUAUACA
Molecule: messenger RNA, 2447 nt
Organism: Scatophagus argus
Lineage: Eukaryota; Metazoa; Chordata; Actinopteri; Scatophagidae
Gene: zbtb8a
Product: zinc finger and BTB domain containing 8A
Exons: 4
Coding region: 463-1887 (474 amino acids)
Biological process (GO): regulation of transcription by RNA polymerase II
Molecular function (GO): protein binding; RNA polymerase II cis-regulatory region sequence-specific DNA binding; DNA-binding transcription factor activity, RNA polymerase II-specific
Source: RefSeq, a predicted model, not a curated record